Molecule: messenger RNA, 513 nt
Organism: Babesia ovata
Lineage: Eukaryota; Apicomplexa; Aconoidasida; Piroplasmida; Babesiidae
Product: Cro Cl family transcriptional regulator, putative
Exons: 5
Coding region: 1-513 (170 amino acids)
Source: RefSeq, a predicted model, not a curated record
AUGGGAGACGGAUUCGAUCCGCUCCUGAAAUACAACAGAAAGAAGCAGCCGGACAUUCCUGAAAAGGCAAGGCAGCGAUUAUACGGCAUUCCCGGGCGAAACAUAUUCAACUACGACGUUGAAAUACCCAAGGAACGCAAAUUCCCUCCCCCCAACCUUGAUAAAUGCAUGAUCCCUAAGGAGAACGCGAAAGUUCUGGAUUCUAACAUUCCGCGUAUGAGCAUUGCGCUGCGAAGUUCCUUGGAGGAAUCGCUGUUGCCAAAGGAGGAAUGCGUACUCCGACGAAACAGCAAGCAGGUGUCCAGCAAAACCUACCAAUCGCAUAUAGAGCCGGGGUACGUCGCCACAGAACAACCCGUAAAGACAGCACACCUGUCACCGUUCAGGUACACCACCAACCUCGAAGCAGGGUUGGUGCCUGCUUCGGAUGAGCCCUGGCAGGCUCGGCGCCAUUUUAGCGAAGCGAACGCCCAUUCCUACGACUGUAUGUCCCACAACCAACAUCGACAUUAG